Messenger RNA from Enterobius vermicularis (human pinworm), 969 nucleotides. NCBI's taxonomy places the organism in Eukaryota, Metazoa, Nematoda, Chromadorea, Rhabditida, Oxyuridae. The record is from the annotation of a GenBank genome assembly.
AUGAAUUUUCCAAAACGAAAAGACAUUCAAGGACUUCGCGGUCUGGCAAUUAUCUAUGUGUUGUCAUUUCACCUAUACCCAUGGCUCUUCCGCAAUGGGUACCUCGGAGUGGAUAUAUUUUUUGUAAUCUCAGGUUACCUCAUGACAAUGAUAUUGGAAAAACAACCAUCAGUUUGUUUUUCACAAACUGUAGUGUUUUAUAAAAAACGCAUAAAACGCAUAUUUCCUGCAUAUUUUAUGCUUCUAUUUACACUACUACUGUAUGGAUAUUUCACACUCGCCGAAAAAGAUUUUGAGUUGCUGCAAACGGAUUCUAAUUGGGCUGCUUUUUUUGCCACCAAUAUCCACAAGUAUAUUUUAAAUGAGGGCUAUUUUAGCGAUAUUGCAAAUUACGAUUUUCUCGUUCACACAUGGUCACUAGCUGUCGAAAUUCAGUUCUACUUUAUUGCUCCAAUAUUAGUGCUUUUUUUAAAAGGACAUUUAGUUGCCCAAAUUUUAUGGGUCUUUAUUCUAUUUGCCUCUAUAUGGUUCAAUCUUUCUACUUCUGGACCUUUGCAAUUUUCUUCUCUUCCUAGUCGCAUGUGGCAGUUUAUGUGUGGAAGCCUUUAUUCGCCUACUCUGCUGUAUUCUUUCACAGGGCCGCAUGGCAUUGGACACACAACAAUAGCUCUGAUUGCUGUUUCUCCGGCAAUAAUUUUUCCUCCUAUAAACAAAGAUUUUAUUCGGUUUAUUGUUACCAUGGCCAGUGCUCUUCUUAUUUGGCUGGAAGACGAUGUUUUGGUAAACAAAUUUCUUGGAAACAAGUACCUGUAUUACGUCGGAGAGAUUUCUUACUCUGUUUAUUUACUGCACUGGCCGGCGAUUGUAAUCUUCAACUACACGUUAAAUGCAGACCACUUAUACUCAUUGUUUACGUCAUUAUGCAUUCUGUUUUCGCAUAACUCUGCAUCUCUCACGGCUUUUCUCUAA